Molecule: messenger RNA, 1830 nt
Organism: Lingula anatina
Lineage: Eukaryota; Metazoa; Brachiopoda; Lingulata; Lingulida; Lingulidae
Product: gelsolin-like protein 2
Biological process (GO): actin polymerization or depolymerization
Cellular component (GO): cytoplasm; actin cytoskeleton
Molecular function (GO): actin filament binding
Source: RefSeq, a predicted model, not a curated record
ACUUGGCCUACUUACCUUUCACGGCCCAGCCCACAUUUCAUCCAGUCAGAUUCGGAACGGCCACAUCCCAAUUCACGGUCCUGAAGCUAGGUAAUAUCAAGGUGAACAAACAAUGGCAGGCUUAGUCAAAGCAAAGAAGUAUAACUGGAAGGAUUCCAACUUGGCCCUCUUUGGCAGCAAACUUGAGAGGGAUGUAAAGAAGGCUUCGGCCGAGACUGAGCCUGCGUGGAAAGGGGCCGGGCAAGAAGUUGGUCUGCAGAUCUGGCGUAUUGUGAAAUUCAAGGUAACCCAAUGGCCCAAGGAAGAUUAUGGAAAAUUCUACAGUGGCGACUCUUACAUCGUAUUGAACACAUACAAGAAGGAGGGUUCCGAGGAAUUGAAGUGGGACGUGCACUUCUGGAUAGGUAAAUACAGCACACAGGAUGAGUACGGUACUGCGGCCUACAAGACCGUGGAACUGGACACCCUGUUGGACGAUGGACCAGUGCAGCAUAGAGAAGUGCAGGGUUGGGAAUCUGAUUUAUUCAAGUCUUACUUUCAGCAGAUUGUUAUCAUGGAAGGGGGAUCUGACACCGGAUUCAGGCACGUGACCCCAGAGCAGUACCGACCGCGUCUGUUGCACUUCCAGGGCUCGAAGAGAGUAGUUGAAGUGAGAGAGGUCCCACUGAAGAGGAAGUCGCUAAACUCUGGCGAUGUCUUCAUUUUGGAUCUGGGACUCAAGAUCUACCAGUGGAACGGCACCGAUUCUAACAAGGACGAGAGGUUCAAGGCAAUGGCCCUUUGCCAGCAGCUAGAAAGUGAGCGCGGUGGUCGUGCGAAAGCUGACGUUCUGGAGGAAUUUUCCACGUCCUCCGACUUCUAUGACGCCCUGAAAGACGAUGAGCCAGAUGAGGACGAGGAUGAUUUCGAGGACGUUGAAAUUGACAGACAGCUUUUCCGUCUGACAGACGCACACGGCUCUCUGGAGACCAAACUUGAAGCCACCGGCGCUGAUGUGAAAAAAGAUCGCUUGGAUCCUGCUGAUGUUUUCAUCGUGGACAAUGGAAAGACCUGUUUCGUGUGGGUCGGCACAUAUGCUUCUAAAAAAGAAAAAGCGAAAGGCAUGGUGAUGGCUCAUGACUACCUGAGUAAGACCAAGCACCCCUUGGUUCCAGUAACCGUUGUUAAAGAAGGCCAAGAUAACGAGGCCUUCGACCUGGCAUUUGCUGCCUAGAUAAAGAGACAAGAUCCCUGUGUCAGUGACUUAAUAAUAAGGAAUAGUCUUACCUUCGCAUUGGGACAACUUUCCUCCAUACCAUUAUUGGCAGAUAUAUAGACUAUCAGCAUUGGCAGAUAUAUAGACUACCAGUAAUUGUUUGUCAGCGUUGCAAAAUUACAUUAGCAGCGUGUUAGGAGUCGCCUCGAGCAAUGGAACUGGAUUCUUGAUAAGUAAUUAAAGGCAAAAAUCAAUGGGAGUCACAUCUUGGAGAUAUUAUAUUUCAUACUCAAUUGUUUGCUGUCAUUUGUCCCUUUUUUCAUUUCCUAAGAAGUACAGAAACUGCAAAGUCGCAAAAGCAGGAUGUUAAGAAAGAUACACUGGCUACAUUAUAAGACAAAAGAUCUUUAGAUUAUUUUAGCUAGCUACUUGUUUGCUUUUGUCCCUCUCCUCAUUUUAUAUUACCGGUUGUUUACUUUGUGUUUCGUACCUGCAUGUAGAGACACUUUGAUUUUUAUGCUCGAUGUUGAAUGUUUGUAGCAUGGGUUAUAUUUUUGGUUAGACCAUGUACAUGUACCUUAGAGGCGGAAACCGAAAGACUCGUAAAAAUCUGAAUAAAAUUUAGAAAAAUUUGA